Messenger RNA from Lagopus muta (rock ptarmigan), 1702 nucleotides. It is a transcript of the gene PAFAH1B2, whose product is annotated as platelet activating factor acetylhydrolase 1b catalytic subunit 2. The transcript is spliced from 6 exons. The record is from RefSeq and is a predicted model, not a curated record. NCBI's taxonomy places the organism in Eukaryota, Metazoa, Chordata, Aves, Galliformes, Phasianidae. The coding region runs from base 92 to 817 and encodes 241 amino acids.
GUCGGGUGGCGGCGGCGGAAGCGGAAGUGGCGUUGGCGCAGGCGCGGAGAGAGCCCGGGCCGAGGGAGGGAGGCGCCCGCCCGAGCGAGCCAUGGAGCUGCGGGGGGAGCUGCUGUCGCCGAAUAGAAUGAGCUGUGGAGACUCGAAUCCUGCAGCAGUGCCGCAUGCUGCUGAGGAUACUCAGGGAGAUGACAGAUGGAUGUCACAGCACAAUAGAUUUGUUUUGGACUGCAAAGACAAGGAACCUGAUGUGCUCUUCGUGGGUGAUUCCAUGGUGCAGUUGCUACAGCAAUAUGAGAUCUGGCGAGAGCUCUUCUCACCACUUCAUGCAUUGAAUUUUGGGAUUGGUGGAGACACCACUGGACACGUUCUGUGGAGACUGAAGAAUGGUGAACUGGAGAACAUUAAACCGAAGGUCAUUGUUGUUUGGGUUGGAACAAAUAAUUACGAAAACACAGCAGAAGAAGUGGCAGGAGGGAUUGAGGCCAUCGUGCGCCUGAUAAAUACCCAGCAGCCACAGGCCAAAGUUAUUGUGCUGGGCCUGCUACCUCGUGGAGAGAAGCCAAACCCUCUGCGGCAGAAGAAUGCCAAGGUGAACCAUCUGCUAAAAGCCUCACUCCCCAAACUACCCAAUGUGCAGCUCCUGGAUGUAGAUGCUGGCUUCGUGCACUCGGAUGGCACCAUCUCAUACCACGAUAUGUUUGAUUUCCUGCACCUGACAGGAGGGGCCUAUGCAAAGAUCUGCAAACCCCUCCACGAACUGAUCAUGCAGCUACUGGAGGAGACCCCUGAGGAGAAGCGAGCUGCCCUGGCCUGAUUAGCUGAUGUCAGUGUUAACGUCACCCAGCCCAUCAGAUCAGUUCUGUCACUGGCACUACAGAAUCCUUCUUUCUUAAAGCACUUUCCAUUGUAGAAUGUUACAGAUGUUCAUAUCUCGUGUUUUGAGGGGGAAGGCUGAUGUUUAACUGGUCUUGUACAGAUGAGGGCCAGCUUGUUUGGUUUUAUGCAGGAGGAAAUUAGCUGAAGAGGAGUUUUACUUUUAAACCAUUCCUCAUUUAAAAUGAGCACAGGACUGUCACUCUGUGCCCCUCUCACGUGUUGUUGCUCUGUGGUUGUCCUAGAACCUUUUUAGCCUGUCUCUGACAGCCCAUACGCAGCUCCUGGCCGCCCUUCCUGGCUGUAGGAGUUGUGCUCUGUGUAUUAGCCUGUGAACAAGAAUUACCUUUCACUUGCUAAUAACAGAACAGAUGCAUUUUUCCAAGCUCAGUCCCACCUUUUAAAGGUUUCUGGUUGGUUUUUUUGGUUGUUUUUUUUUCUCCUUUUUCUGGGGUAUUUUAAGUGACACGUGUUGUUUCUCACUCCUUAUUUCUGAAGCAGCAUGAAACUGGAAUUCAGAAACCUAAGGGAACAAACUGUUAACUUCUCUAAAGCUCCCAGGUGCUUGUCCUUGUGCUCAUUUCACCAUACCUGGUAGCCUGGGCACUCUUCAUUCCAUGUAGUUUCCCUGUGGGCAGUGUCAUUCAGGUGCCCCUGAUGGCAGCCCUGUCUGUGUAUGGCAUUGCUGGCUUUUGAAGUCAUUCAGUGUAGCAUUUUAAUUAUCCAGUUGGUAUCACACAAGGCAGUCACUUCCUCGCUACUAUGGAACUGACAUUUCAUUCCUUUGGGAUGCCUGUGCUCCAGGGCUCUUUGCAGUACUGUUCAU